AACAGGGGAGGCCCCACAUUAGCAUAAUGACAUCAUCAUAUAUAACCAUAAACUCACAUUAAUGAAUAAUGAAAGCAAAGUUUAUUCCAUUUGGAAGCGCCCGAUGCUUCAACAUGUCGGCAUUCAGAGAUGUUUGAUGUGUUUCAGGUGGUUUGAUCUUUGCUGUUUGAUGUUGGACGAUCCUGCUCACGCCAUCUGCUUGGAGGUCUUCACUCAGGCCACUCCUCUGGCUCUGGAUCACGUUCAGCAGGCUCAGUCCCGGACCCCUCCUGACUACAGCCUGCGUUGGUCCGGUCUGGCUGUGACGGUGGGGGAGGUCCUGGAGCACGGUCUGCCCAACAUUAACAGGACAGACUGGCAUCAGUCUGUGACGGGGCUGAGCCAACGUCACAUGAUCCAGAGCGCGGCCAAAGCUCUGGCUGGAAUCUACAAACAGAAACUUCCUUCCUGGAUGGAAUGAGGCUGAUGAAGAUAACCGCUAACGUUCCUCUCUUUGUUUUAGAUCCAUUGCUUUGUGCCAACAGAGAUUAUCUCAGUUCAUUUUUAAUUUUUAUGAUUUCAACUCAGUCUUUUGUUGAAGUAUUGCGCUUUGAAAAAGUAAACAAUUGACAAUCAGUAUGUAUUCUAGAUGGGUCACUGUCUAGUAUUUUUAAAGCAUAGUGCCAGUUUUCUGACACUGUCUGCCAUGUAAAUAAAAAUGCAAACCCUUACAAUGAUUUUCAUAAGUUGAUGAAUUGAAAAUAAAUGUACGUUUUCCCAUUUUCCCCUAACGGUU
Molecule: messenger RNA, 775 nt
Organism: Cyprinodon variegatus (sheepshead minnow)
Lineage: Eukaryota; Metazoa; Chordata; Actinopteri; Cyprinodontiformes; Cyprinodontidae
Product: protein PRRC1-like
Exons: 2
Coding region: 62-460 (132 amino acids)
Biological process (GO): activation of protein kinase A activity
Cellular component (GO): cytoplasm
Molecular function (GO): protein kinase A regulatory subunit binding
Source: RefSeq, a predicted model, not a curated record